UGACGUCACCUGGCAAUACUGUUACUUCAUCAGUAUAAUUAAGCCAUUCACUUUAUGCUAACUUGGUCAUUAUGAACCAAAUUACUGCGUGCUCGUACGAAGGGUCUCCCUCGUCUGAUGUCAAGGAUUCUGUCUUUGAUGCAUACCAGUACCUAGUUAACGAAAAACACCCACCUGACUACUUAACAUUUCCACAGUUUUUGCCGCAUUGGCUUCUGGAGCAAUGGUUCGACUCCCCUGUGGAAGUAGAUGAAAUUCUUGUAACGAUGAGCAAUGCUAUUGAUCUGGCAGAAAUAUCAAGAGGUAUCAAAAGAAGGAUUGCAGCGCUUCCAGAUAAACGUCCAGUGCCAAAUACAUUCAAUCCAAUUAUACUAGGAAUGGAACUUAAACUUCGAUUGGCAGCCGUUUCGCCUGUUAUCGCUGAAAGGGCGGGGCCUAAUCAGAGAGUUGUGGUGGGAAGGAAAAGGAAAGCGCGUAGUUAUAUUCCUCUCUAUGAUAUUAAUAACGAAGAUGAUUUCGCUGCAAAGUGUUACGUGGUAAUUAAUCAUUAUAACCCACCAUCUUAACACAGCAUUAAUAAAUUAACGGUAAUAUCA
Gigantopelta aegis is the source of this 596-nucleotide messenger RNA. RefSeq lists its product as uncharacterized. The record is from RefSeq and is a predicted model, not a curated record. The coding region runs from base 72 to 566 and encodes 164 amino acids. Lineage: Eukaryota; Metazoa; Mollusca; Gastropoda; Neomphalida; Peltospiridae. The transcript is spliced from 2 exons.